AUGCCAUACAUCACCGUCAACCAGAAACGCCUCAAUUACGCCGACUCGCACCCGGGGGGCGCGCCGGCCGGGGGCCUGACGUUCGUCUUCAUCCACGGGCUGGGAUCCUCGCAGAACUACUUCUUCGCGAUCUUGCCGCACCUUACAGCAACCCAUCGAUGCGUGACCAUUGACACGUACGGCUCCGGGCGCUCGCGCUUCACGGGGCUGGACCAGAAUAUCGGCUCCAUUGCCAACGACGCAGUCAAGCUCAUGGACGCGCUGAAGAUCUCAAGUGCCGUUGUCGUUGGCCACUCGAUGGGCGGCACUACAGCGCUGCACUUGGCUAGCCAGUACUCGGAGCGCGUCGUGGCUGUGGUUGCCAUUGGUCCUGUGCAUCCUACGGCGAGUACUGGGCAGAUUUUCGAGAAGCGUAUCCAGGUUGUUUCCGAGGAUGGAAUGGAGCCAAUGGCCGACAAAAUACCCGGAACCGCCACGGGCUCUCAUAGCACUCCCUUACAAAAGGCCUUUAUCCGAGAACUGAUCCUGGGCCAAGAUCCGGCGGGCUACAUAUCGCUCUGCCGGGUGGUUUCAACAGCCACUGCGCCAGACUACGCCGCCAUCAAGGUACCGCUGCUUGUGAUUGCUGGAGACGAGGACAAAUCCGCGCCCCUGGACGGAUGCAAGCAUAUCAUCUCUCGUGUCUCUAGCUCGACAAAGGUCCUUGAAGUUCUGUCUGGCGUCGGUCAUUGGCAUUGCAUCGAGGCGGGUGACGAGGUUGGGAAACUUAUAGCCAGUUUUACUCGAGCUCAUACAUAG
Molecule: messenger RNA, 798 nt
Organism: Talaromyces rugulosus
Lineage: Eukaryota; Fungi; Ascomycota; Eurotiomycetes; Eurotiales; Trichocomaceae
Exons: 2
Coding region: 1-798 (265 amino acids)
Source: RefSeq, a predicted model, not a curated record